AUGGCUGAAUGGUGUGAGCCUGCGGGGAGAGUGAGGGGAGUGCUGUUGGAUAUUAGCGGGGUUCUGUAUGAAAGCGGGGAUGGAGGAGGGGUUCCCAUUAUAGGUUCCGUGGACGCGGUUAAAAGACUCAAAGAAGCCAAUUUAAAAGUGCGUUUCUGUACCAAUGAAACACAAGCUACCCGGGAAAAGUUUGUGAAGAAGUUGCAGAAUCUGGGGUUUGAUAUUAUUGUGGAUGAAGUCUUUGCUCCUGCCCCUGCUGUUUGUCAAGUGCUGAAGGAACGUGGUCUUAGACCUCAUCUUCUUGUACAUGAUGAUCUUCGACCAGAGUUUAACCAGAUUGACCAGUCGAACCCCAACUGUGUUGUGAUCGGAGAUGCUGCGGAGUAUUUUACUUACCAGAACAUGAAUGAGGCUUUUCAAGUUCUGAUGGGGCAGGAGAAACCUAUCCUGAUUUCUCUUGGCAGAGGGAGAUAUUAUAAGGAAACAGAUGGCUUGAAACUUGAUGUUGGAGUUUACAUGAAGGCCUUGGAGUAUGCCUGUGAUAUUGAAGCUGAAGUUGUUGGCAAGCCCGCAAAAAUGUUUUUCUUGUCCGCUUUAUCCGAUAUGGGAUUGGAACCAGAUCAGGUCAUCAUGAUAGGGGAUGAUAUUGUGUAUGAUGUAGGUGGAGCCCAGCAGUGUGGUAUGAAGGCUGUCCAAGUAAGGACAGGCAAGUACAGACCAUGUGAUGAACAGCACCCAACAGUGAAGGCAGAUGGGUACGUAGACAACUUAGCACAAGCAGUCACAAUCCUUCUCGAACACCUACAUCAGUAACUUGAACUCUGGUUUCGAAGAAUCACCUGGUGAUGAACAAAAAUUGGGAAGUCAUUAGAAAUUUACAAAUUCAUCUACUGUCUGGUGCUGAAACGAACGUUAACCUUUGAGGUUACAUGGCUUCUCAGAGUCAGCACUGCUCUGCAGGGUUUACUGUGAAUACCAUAUUAAACAGUGCUAACAUAUUAAAUAAUAUACAUGUUUGUUAAUAAGCAGUAAAUCAUUAAAAAUUGUGUUCAAUUUGGUUUACUGUUCGCACAGGACUCAAUGAUGCACUUGUGUACAGUCAUGUAAAUUGAUAAAAUCAUGUCAUCUGUAAAUUUUACUGCAACACUUAAUAAAUAUAAUUUAAAUCUGA
Molecule: messenger RNA, 1171 nt
Organism: Pristis pectinata (smalltooth sawfish)
Lineage: Eukaryota; Metazoa; Chordata; Chondrichthyes; Rhinopristiformes; Pristidae
Gene: lhpp
Product: phospholysine phosphohistidine inorganic pyrophosphate phosphatase
Exons: 7
Coding region: 1-813 (270 amino acids)
Biological process (GO): dephosphorylation
Cellular component (GO): cytosol
Molecular function (GO): phosphatase activity; inorganic diphosphate phosphatase activity
Source: RefSeq, a predicted model, not a curated record